CGCCAGCUUGGCCAGCAGAAUCACCGAUCAGAUCAGAUCGUACCGGUGGCGCGAACGAUCCAGCGGCGCACACAAGACACCAAGGUCUGUCCCCGCAAAAGAAAAAGUCUUCGCAAGUCUCGGACUCUGGCUCCUCAAUCCCAUCCCGGGUGUGUUUCGUUGUUGUGUGGUUUUGAUUCCAUUCCGGACGCUUGAAGGUUUUUUUUCGGGAAAUUCUACUUAGUGUGUGAAAGGCUCUUAUUAAGUUGGUGCAUGUGUUUGUCUUAUCAAUUAUCGUGCGAGUGGUUGCCCGAAUGGCUUACUCAUCCUGGAAGGAUAUUGAUACAUCUUGCUAACUGUUUUCCAAUUCUGUCCUCAGGAAACGUUAACCUUGUGAACAAGCGUGCAGUGUCUGAUAGCAGAAACAAUUGCAAAUAUUGAUCCAGCAGCAAAGUGAAUUUAGCAAACGCUGUUCGUGUCUGUGAAACAGUACAAAGAUGUGUCGAGUUGUGUGUAGUGUCCGAGCUCCAGCAGCAAUGUUACCCCUUGGACUGUCAUCCCCUAGUGGACAAUAGACUAGGGCGGCCCUAGGUCUUAGCAAGCUGCAAUCUAACCUGCAAGCUAGUGGAUCCUAAUUCCACAAGGACGUUAUCGGGUGUUUAAAGUAUACAAGUGUUGGGCAGUGACUCCAAGUGACAGUUCUUUCCGUGAAGAAGUUGUGUUCGUAGUGUCGUUGUUAAAACAGUUUAAUCUUCAAAAAAAGAUAGUGAUCAUACGUGUUUGUGUGCAUUUGAUUGUGUGUGACAGUGUGCGGGUAAUAAAAAAAAACAAAAAAAUAAAAGGAAAUAGAAGCAAAACAGCGCGCUUUGACCUCAAUUCGGUGUUUGGCGUGACGCGGACUGACGCGGGUUUUUUGCAUUGGUGGUGGGCAUUCGGAAGAUGUCGCAACAGUUAAACAGCCACGGUACUACUAUGCUCGGUAGUAUUGCGAACAGUAUCGGAACGAACAAUAGUAUCGCCUGCAGUAUGGGCAACAACAUCCCGAACAAUCUGACCACCAUCCCGAACAGCAUGAUCGCCACCAUGUCCAGCCCGGCCGGUAACGCCUCGAACGGUCCGACGAGCAACGGUGCCAACAGCAAUGGGGCCAACGGUAGCAGCAACGGCCCGUCUUCGACACCGGCCACCCCAACCAACAACUGUCAGUCGAUCCGUUACUGCUGGGAAGCUGAUAAGGUCAAAACACUGAUCCGGCUGCGCGCUGAGCUGUCGCCUCUGUUUACCGGAAAGCGCAACGCAUCGAAGUAUGCCUGGGCUGUGGUUGAACGAGAACUCAGCGUGCCUUUACCGAUUUCGAAAAUCAUCAAAAAAUGGAACAAUCUCCUGCAGGAGUACAAGGCGAUCAAAAUGUCCGAGGAGCCGAAGCGUCGCGAGUGGCCAUUCUUCAACCUGAUGGACGUGUACUUCAGCGAUCAGGUGAACGAUCCGACGCUGCGCCUGUUCUCCUCGACCAAGCGGUUCGACUCGGACACGCUGGACGACGCCCAGUUCGACGACGAGAUCAUGAACUCGACGGCAGCGGCCGCGAUCGCCGCGGCUGCCGCAGCGUCGGCCGCCGCCGCCAACGCCGCUAGUCAGCACAAGAUCAAGAACGAGCUGAUCGCGAGCCACGGGCACAGCGGCGGCAGCAUGCUGGACAUUUCGGACAUCAUCGGGGACGAGCACGGCGAGUCGAAGUUCGACCAGUUCAAGCGGGAGAUCGUGCUGAGCCAAAUCCAGGAAAUAACGCGCGCCGGCAGCGGCGGGGGCGGCGGUGGCGGUGGCGGUGGCCGCAAGGAGAAAAACAACAACAAUAAGGAUCACCACAACAACAAUAACAACAAUAGUAGCAACAACAACAACAACAACAACAAUACCAACAACAGUGUCAGCAACAACAAUAGCAACAACAGCAACGCGAGCAACCAUUCGCCCAGCAACAACAGCGCUAACAGCAGCCCGAACGGGGCCGGCCACAAUGGCAACGCGACGCUGGAAAGCAAGCACAAGCUGAUGGAAUCGCUCAACCUCAGCCCAGGCGGUAGCCACCUGACGACGAGCGGUGUCAGCUCGCUCAGCACGACCAGCAACAGCAGCAGCGGGUCGGCCCGGGACGAGGCGAGCAGCCUGAACAGCAGCCCGACCAGCCACAUGAGCAGCGGACCGCCCACCAACGGGCCGGAGCUGCGCAAAAUGUCCAACGGCCCGACGGCGGACUUUAGUGCGCUGCUGGCCGCGGCCAACAGCCACACGAACGGUACCCUGCACAGCAACAGCAGCGCGCUCAGCAGCACCGACCGGGACACGGACUACGAUGACUAUGCGGAGCGGAGCAGCCUGUAUGACGGUGGCAACAAUCAUCUCAAGACCCUCAACCAGAAGCUGCUCCAUCAGAUGAACGAACAUCACAACAUCGAUCAGUACCUCCUAUCGUGGCGCGGAUUCCACGGCAACAUGUGCAAAGGAUUCCACAGCCUGCAGCGGGACGGACAGAUGGUGGACGUGACGAUUGCCGCCGGCGGCAAGAUCUUCAAGGCGCACAAGCUCGUCCUGUCCGUGUGCAGCCCGUACUUCCAGAAGAUCUUCCUCGAGCACCCGUCCCAGCACCCGAUACUGUUCAUGACCGACGUCAACAGUCACCAUAUGGCCGGUCUGCUAGACUUCAUGUACAGCGGUCAGGUUAACGUCAAGUACGAGGACCUGCCCAACUUCCUGAAGGUGGCGGAAGCGCUACAGGUGAAGGGGCUGCACGGCGAGAGCACAAACGACUCUGAGGAGCGAGACUACCAGCAGCAGCAGCAUCAGCACGCCCUGCGGUUGCAAGAGCAGCAGCGAUUGUACCACCAGCAGCAGCAACAGCAGCACCAGCAGCAGCUACAUCAGCAACAGCAGCAACAGCAGCAACAGCAGCAACAGCAGCAGCAGCAACAGCAGCAAAAGCUUGCCCAACAACGUCAGCAGCUGCUACAGGUCGCUCAGCAGCAGGCACAUGCCCAAGCACAGCAGCAGCAUCAGCAGCAGCAACAGCAGCAACAGCAGCAGCAGCAGCAGCAGCAGCAACAGCAGCAAGCAGCAGCAGCGGCCGCCGCCCAGCAGCAAGCCGCCGCCGUUGCAGCCGCCGUCGCCCAUCAGCAGCAGCAGUUCCAGCACCAUCGCAACAACUUCAAGGAGCUGAUGAAGGCGAAGCAUGCGGCCGCGGCCGUCGUACUCAACGAAGACUAUCUCAACAACAACGCUAGCAACGCGAACAACAACAACAGCAGCAACGGCAACAAUGGCAACCUCGCCAGCAAUGGCAACGCGAACGGGCCCCUGUCCCCGUACGCCAGCAAAAAGAUGCUCGACACGCAAAAGUACCAGAAGUACUACUCGAAGCGCAAGCUGGUGCAGCAGUACGAGCAGGAGAUGCGGGCCGAGAAGCGCAAGCUCGGCAUCGAGGAUGUGAUACAGGCGGCGGCAGCCGCGAACGCACUCAACCUACGCCUCAACAACGGUGGCAGCCCGAUCGGUUCGCCGACGGCCGUCGCGGCCGCAGCAGCGGCUGCUGCGGCAGCCGCCGCCGCACUCAACCCGCCCGGGACGCCCACAAACGGUGGCACUAGCACGGACGAUGAACAGCACCAGCAGCAGCAGCAGCAGCAACACCAGCACGGUCAGCAAACGCCCGUACUGCUGCAGAACAUCAAAUCGGAGCCACAGUACGACGACGAGGACGAGGGCAUGGAGGUGGACCAGGACAACAACAACUCGCUGAACGCUGCGAACGCCAACACUGCCCACAACAACAACAACAACAACGAGGACGAUUACUACGGACAGCACGAUCAGGGCGUGAUAACGACGGGCAAUGGCAAAACGAUCAAACAUUCCAUACUCGAGCCAAAUAUAGUAUUAAAGCAGAGCGACGAAUGUCUCACGACCAACAAUCAAACGGGUAGCCUGAAUCUGUGCAAGAACGUCAGCUAAUCGGCUCGAUCGCACUGUUGCGGUGGGCCUUGCUCGUUGUUUGGCGCAAGCGUCCUCAAACAGGGGGUGCAGAGAUGCAAGGAUUGUGGACGGCUUGGACGGGGGCUGGGUGUGUAGACGAGAAGUGGAGACUGUAGAUAGCUAGUAAGGGAGGACAGUGUAACGUGUAAGCUAACUUAUUUAUUUGCUGUGUGUAUGUGUGAGUCGUGUAAGUGUGACGUAACUGUGAGUAAUGGAAAGGAGGCUGCUUGAGCGAUCAUUGCCUGAUAAUAAUAAUAAUAAUGAUAAUAUUUACAAUAAUAAUAACAAUAAUACGUAGU
Anopheles gambiae (African malaria mosquito) is the source of this 4304-nucleotide messenger RNA. RefSeq names its product probable serine/threonine-protein kinase cdc7. Gene Ontology annotation, cellular component: nucleus. The coding region runs from base 919 to 3984 and encodes 1021 amino acids. NCBI's taxonomy places the organism in Eukaryota, Metazoa, Arthropoda, Insecta, Diptera, Culicidae. Gene Ontology annotation, molecular function: protein binding. The transcript is spliced from 7 exons. The record is from RefSeq and is a predicted model, not a curated record. Gene Ontology annotation, biological process: regulation of transcription by RNA polymerase II.